Molecule: messenger RNA, 595 nt
Organism: Cladocopium goreaui
Lineage: Eukaryota; Dinophyceae; Suessiales; Symbiodiniaceae
Source: the annotation of a GenBank genome assembly
UUCAAUCUGCGUCACCGUGAUGACGCCGCCAGGUCCAGGAGGCCGGUGCUGGCUACGAUGGAUUCUCGGCUUCCUGGCCUUGCAGGUCCUGUGGGGCGGCAGUCGAAGCUUUACACCCACCCGAAGUCAGUGGGGCAAGGCGGGGCGCAGCGCAGUGGCCCUAGCGGCCGUGGUAGAUGUCACGACAGCCGAAGAGCUGGAUGAGGCGAUUGCGAAGACUGCCCAAGAGGAGCCCAAUGUGUUGAUCGUGGGCUACUCUACCACUUGGUGUGGUCCUUGCAAACUCAUGGAUCCCAAGGUCAAAGAGCUCAGUGAAAUGUUCGAAGGAAAGGCGUCUUUCCUCAAGGUGAUGGGAGACAAGGAUGCAGCUCGCAUGCAGAUCAUGAAGCGAGAGCAAGUCAGAACUGUGCCUCUGUACCAGAUUUACAAGGACGGCCAGAAGGUGGGCUCGGUCUCAGGCGCGGAUGCGGAGCGCUUGACCAGCAAGAUCGAACAGCACACCGGCAUGAAGGCCACCCAACCGAGCAACAGCUGAGCGGAGCUCAGCGCGGAGCAUGGCGACGGCUCGGGCGAUUUUUCAUUUGUGGAGUUCUGG